GACUGUCAAGUGAUUCGAGUAUUUUGUGAAAAUUUAUAAACGAAGAGAGAUUCCUACAAAAUAAAUGCUAAUACUUAUCCAAAUCAAAUAUUUGUAAGACUAAUCGUAGGAUAGGAUAUCAAUAUCUAAUAAACUUAAUUUUAGGGUAUAAUGGGAUCGGAGCAAUCUUCAGUACCACCAAAGAAACAAACGCAAAGAGCGCCUCCCGUCCGAAGGGGGCACACUAUUGCAGUUACUAAUAUACCUGAACCAUCGAGAGUUGGGGAGCCGACAGUCAGUGGUAAUAACUCGCCUGGCACCAGUGUAUGUUCAGAUUCUGAACUACCCUACAUAUCGUACACUGUGGACCGGCCAAUAGGAGAUUCGCCAAAAGCUUCGGCGAAGAAUCAACGUGGUACUGACAGCAAGAAGUCUUUGCUCCAACGACGCCAGUUGAGUCUACAAGCGAGGAAAAGCAAGCGAACCAGGGAUAUAGUAGUAGUCAAACAGCCGACUGAUGAACAACUUGAUGAAGAUAUACAAAGAUUGCAGGAAAUUCCAACAUUUCUUCCAAUCAUGAGAGGGACUCUUGGGCUGCCGGGAGCUCGUGACCCUGAGGUUCUAGAAGGUUUGGACUACAGGCCUUGGGUUCGGCUGACGACCCGGCUUCAGGCGCACCUAGCCGCUUGCGCUCACCCUUUAGCGGCCGAUGAAAUAAGCAUAGCUAUGAAAAUUAAAGAGGCGGACCUGGAGGUGUCCCGCCUGCACGCGGCGAUGGUGGAGCGUCAGCGCGCCAACGCGCGGCACGCGGAGCGGCUCGCGCGCGCGCACGACGUGUCGCACCAGCUCACGCGCUGCUACUCGCUGCUGCAGCAGACCCUCUUAGACGCAGAAGAAUUGAAUGCUCUACUACCAGAAGAUAAGCGUUUGGAGCCCUUUGUGUGGAACACGGAAUGAUUGUAAAUUGACAUUUAGAAAGUUAUUAAACAAAGCUAUUGUUAUAAAU
Messenger RNA from Trichoplusia ni (cabbage looper), 985 nucleotides. RefSeq names its product BLOC-1-related complex subunit 5-like (gene BORCS5). Gene Ontology annotation, biological process: positive regulation of anterograde synaptic vesicle transport; lysosome localization; organelle transport along microtubule. Gene Ontology annotation, cellular component: BORC complex; cytoplasmic side of lysosomal membrane; synaptic vesicle membrane. The coding region runs from base 151 to 936 and encodes 261 amino acids. The record is from RefSeq and is a predicted model, not a curated record. Lineage: Eukaryota; Metazoa; Arthropoda; Insecta; Lepidoptera; Noctuidae. The transcript is spliced from 8 exons.